AUGAACAGCAUCAAGAGCGUCCCGGCGCGAGUGCUCAGCCGCCGCGGAGGCCAUAGUCUGGAAGCGGAGCGGGAGCAGUUCGACAAGAAUCAGGCCAUCAGUAUCAGCAAAGCCAUAAACACACAAGAAGCUCCAGUGAAGGAGAAACAUGCCCGUCGGAUCAUCCUGGGGACACACCAUGAGAAGGGAGCAUUCACCUUCUGGUCCUACGCCAUUGGGCUACCCCUGCCCAGCAGUGCCAUCCUCAGCUGGAAGUUCUGCCAUGUCCUGCACAAGGUCCUGCGUGAUGGCCACCCCAAUGUCCUCCAGGACUGCCAGAGGUACCGCAGCAACAUCCGAGAGACAGGGGACCUGUGGGGACAUUUGCAUGACAGGUACGGGCAGCUGGUGAACAUCUACACACGGCUCCUCCUUACCAAGAUCUCCUUCCACAUUAAGCAUCCUGAGUUUCCCCCAGGCCUCGAAGUGUCAGAUGAGGUGCUGGAAAAGACUGCGGGGACAGAUGUGAACAACAUCUUCCAGCUGACGGUUGAGCUGUUUGACUAUCUGGACUGGGAGCUGAAGCUGUCAGAGUCAGUUUUCAGGCAGCUCAACACCUCAAUGGCCGUCUCUCAGAUGUCGGCCGUACAGUGCCGCCUGGCCCCCCUCAUCCAGGUCAUCCAGGACUGCAGCCACCUCUACCACUAUGCUGUCAAGUUGAUGUUCAAGCUGCAUUCCUGUCUGCCAUCCGACACGCUGCAGGGCCACCGAGACCGUUUCCAUGAGCAGUUUCGCAGCCUCAAAAACUUCUUUAAGAAAGCAUCUGACAUGCUGUAUUUCAAGCGGCUCAUCCAGAUCCCCCGGCUGCCAGAGAGCCCCCCAAACUUCUUGCGGGCGUCGGCGCUGGCUGAGCACGUGAAGCCAGUAGUUGUCAUCCCCGAGGAGGCUCCUGAGGAUGAAGAGCCAGAGAACCUAAUUGAGAUCAGCACGGCUUCCACCACAGAGCCACAGAUCACCUCAGACAUAUUUGAUCAAACCUUUGGGCCACCCAACGGCAUUCGAGAUGACAGGGAUGCCCAGAUCGAGAGCCUGAAGAGGGAGGUGGACAUGCUCCAUGCAGAGAUGGAGAAGAUUAAACUAGAGGCUCAGCGCUACAUCACGCAGCUCAAGGCACAGGUGAACAGCCUGGAGGGUGAAGUGGAGGAGCAGCGCAAGCAGAAGCAGAAGGCACUGGUGGACAAUGAGCAGCUGCGGGAUGAGCUGGAGAGGCUGCAGAAGGUGAAGCAGGACAGCGACAGGUCCCAGCGGCUCUGCGCCGAAGCAGAAAAGAAAGCCAAUGCCACUGAGAUCCGCUACACGAAGCUGAAGGAGAAGCACAGUGAGCUCAUCAACACACACGCCGAGCUCCUGAGGAAGAAUGCUGACACUGCCAAGCAGCUGACAGUCACACAGCAGAGCCAGGAGGAGGUAGCACGGGUCAAGGAGCAGCUGGCCUUCCAGGUGGAGCAGGUCAAGCGGGAGGCUGAGAUGAAGCUGGAGGACCAGAGUGUGCAGAUGGAGCAGCUGAGGCAGGAGCUGGAUGCCCGGCGGGAUGAGCUGGACCAGGCGCAGCGCUCGCUCAGCCACGCCAAGCAGGCAGGUGCAGAGCUCAGUGCCCAGGUGGAGGCCCUGCAUGCUGAGAAGGAGGUGCUGAGGCGGUCAGUGAGUGAGAAGGAGUGCGAGCUGCUCUCCACGCGUGGCCUCGUUGAGGAGAAGGAGCUGCAGUUGAGCCAGGAGGCAGACAAGGCCACGAGGGAGAUCUGUGAGCUGCAGGGCAGGCUCCUGGAGAAGAGCAACCAGGAACAGAGCUUACAGCAGAAACUGCUAGAUGAGCAGUUCAACAUCCUGCAGGAGACAGUGCGGGAGGCAGAGGACAUCCUCCGUGAUGCGGUGGCCAAGCUGGAUGACCCACUGCACGUCCGCUGCACCAGCUCCCCAGAUUACCUGCUCAGCCGGGCACAGGCGGCGCUGGAGUCCACGGAUGCCCUGGAGAUUGGGCACGCGCAGUAUGUGGCCUCCAUGGCAGAUGCUGCAGGGCUGGUGGGGGCUCUGGCGCUCUUCGCACACCUCACAGCUGACACCAUCGUGAAUGGCAGUGCCACGUCCCACCUGGCUCCCACAGACCACGCUGACCGGCUGAUGGAGAUGUGCCGGGACUGCGGGCAGCGGAGCCUGGACUACCUGGGUGAGCUGAAGGACAAGCAGACCCUGGGGCAUGCUGAGCUGGCGGAUGUGCGGCAGGCACUGCAAGGGGUCCUGCAGCUAGCCCAGGAGCUGAGGCCCAAGAGCUUAGAUAUCAAGCAAGAAGAGCUGGGAGACAUGGUUGAGAAGGAGAUGGCCUCCACCUCGGAGGCAAUAGAGGAUGCUGUCAGGCGGAUAGAGGAGAUGAUGAGCCAGGCCAGAAAUGAGAGCUCUGGUGUUAAGCUUGAAGUGAACGAGCGGAUUCUGAACUCCUGCACGGACCUCAUGAAGGCUAUUAGACUUCUCGUAUUGACAUCUACGAACCUACAGAAGGAGAUAGUAGAAAGUGGCCGGGGGGCAGCAACAACACAGGAGUUUUACGCCAAGAACUCGCGCUGGACCGAAGGGCUGAUCUCUGCCUCCAAGGCGGUGGGCUGGGGAGCCACACAGCUUGUGGAGUCAGCAGACAGAGUUGUCCUGCAUACAGGCAAAUAUGAGGAACUGAUCGUCUGCUCCCACGAAAUCGCCGCCAGCACAGCCCAGCUGGUGGCAGCCUCCAAGGUGAAAGCUGAGAGGAGCAGCAAGAACCUGAUCCGGCUCCAGGAGUGCUCACGCAACGUCAAUGAGAUGGCAGCUAAUGUGGUGGCUUCCACCAAGUCAGGGCAAGAGCAGAUUGAGGAGAAAGACACCAUGGACUUUUCAGGCAUGUCCCUCAUCAAGCUGAAGAAGGAAGAGAUGGAAACACAGGUGAAGGUGCUGGAGCUGGAGAAGCGUCUGGAGGGCGAGCGGGUGCGCCUGGGCGAGCUGAGGAAGCAGCACUACGCCCUGGCUGGGACCUAUGACUCUACGGAGGAUGGGGAGGCGAAACCAGCGCCAGCCCCUAGACGAGGCAUCCUCAAGAAGCCCCCCUUAGCCCAGAAGCCUGGGCACAGUGAGCCUGAGCAAGACGCUGGCACAUACCCACCUCACAGGGUCAACUUCUAG
This is a messenger RNA of Indicator indicator, 3183 nucleotides long. RefSeq names its product huntingtin interacting protein 1 related (gene HIP1R). The record is from RefSeq and is a predicted model, not a curated record. Gene Ontology annotation, molecular function: phosphatidylinositol-3,5-bisphosphate binding; actin filament binding; clathrin-cargo adaptor activity. Bases 1 to 3183 code for a protein of 1060 amino acids. NCBI's taxonomy places the organism in Eukaryota, Metazoa, Chordata, Aves, Piciformes, Indicatoridae. Gene Ontology annotation, cellular component: clathrin-coated vesicle; actin cortical patch. The transcript has 32 exons. Gene Ontology annotation, biological process: endocytosis; clathrin coat assembly; actin filament organization.